This is a messenger RNA of Thalassophryne amazonica, 2086 nucleotides long. RefSeq names its product zinc finger protein 271-like. The transcript has 3 exons. The coding region runs from base 16 to 1377 and encodes 453 amino acids. Gene Ontology annotation, cellular component: nucleus. Lineage: Eukaryota; Metazoa; Chordata; Actinopteri; Batrachoidiformes; Batrachoididae. Gene Ontology annotation, molecular function: RNA polymerase II transcription regulatory region sequence-specific DNA binding; DNA-binding transcription factor activity, RNA polymerase II-specific. Gene Ontology annotation, biological process: regulation of transcription by RNA polymerase II. The record is from RefSeq and is a predicted model, not a curated record.
UGCGUGUCACCGAAAAUGUCCUGCUGCGGUGGCUUGAAGGAUACAAAGACUAUGGAGGAAACCAAGGAAACUGUCAUAAAGAAACAGAGCGACAUGAACGGAUACAGUACUGAGGUCAGUUUGCAGGGGGACACAGCUGCUGCAACAUCAGCAAAGACAGAGAAACCAUUCAGCUGUGACCAGUGUGAAAAAUCUUUCAGCCAGUCAUCGACUCUAAAGAGACACCAGCGUCUUCAUACUGGAGAAAAUCUGCAUAUUUGUGACCAGUGUGACAAAGUGUUUUACACAUUAUCUAAAUUAAAGUCACAUCAGCUUGUUCACAGUGGAGAUAAACCAUUCAUCUGUCACCAGUGUGGGAGAACUUUCAACCGGUCUUCACAUCUGAAAGCACAUGAACUAAACCACAGUGAAGGACAACCAUACACCUGUGACGAAUGUGGGACCACUUUCAGCCUGGCAUGUGGCCUAAAAUCCCACGUCCAAAUCCACCAUCAGAAAAAAACGUACACAUGUGACCAGUGUGAUGCAACAUUCUGUGUGAUAUUUGACUUGAAACAACACAAACUGACUCACAGUGAAGAUGAACUGUACACCUGUGAUCGAUGUGGGAAAGCUUUCAACCGUGCGUCUGACCUUAAAUCCCACCUGAGAAUCCACAUGAGGGUCAAACUACACAAAUGUGACCAGUGUGAUAGAGAUUUCUAUUCAUUAUCUGGUUUGAAACAACACCAACUUGUACACAGUGGAGAUAAACCACAUGUCUGUACCACAUGUGGGAGAGCUUUCAGCCUGCUAUCAACCCUAAAUUCACACCUGCUCAUCCACAGUGAAGAUAAACCGUAUACUUGUGACCAAUGUGGGAAGAGUUUCCGUCGUCCUACUUCAUUUAAGAAUCACCAGCGGAUCCACAGCAGAGACACAACGUACGCUUGUGACCAGUGUGGGAAGGUAUUGUAUUCACUGCGUUCACUGACGUCUCACCAGCGCAUCCACUCUGGAGAGAAACCGUACCACUGCCGAUUCUGUGACAAGAACUUCACAAGGUUAUCCUCAUGGAUAAUUCAUGAGCGUAUUCACACUGGAGAGAAACCAUACAGCUGUGACCAGUGUGACAAGAGUUUCAGUCAGAAGUAUGCCUAUGUGGUGCACAGACGUAUGCACACUGGCGAGAAACUCUAUCAGUGCCGGCACUGUGUGAAAAGUUUUGUUUCCCUUUCCAGACUCUCCAGACAUGAACGCACCCACACUGGGAACAAACAGUACUGGUGUGGAGAAUGUAAAAAAAGCUUCUCCAGCUUAGAUCACUGGAAAGCACCAGAAACGUCUAAAGAAAAGAAGAGAUGCUCCUCUAUGUGCAUCGUCAAACUAGACUGGUAGAAUGUUUUGGUGAUGUCCUCAGCCUGAGUUAACAGCUGCUCCAGGAAAGGAUUUAUUUAGCUCUGUUAGGUCACCGAAUGGAGCAUCCCCUUCUGAAUAAUUGACAUCUCAAGAAUUGGGGAGGAUGGAAACAAAAAGUGCUAAUGAACAACCUGUAAAUGAAGACAACACGGAGUACAGCCCACCUUUGCAGGUACAAGAUGUUGACGCUAAUGCUAACCUGUAUAGGAAAGAUGCUGUAAGCCUAGGUAAAGUUUUGGAGGACAAACAGGACUUUCACAAAGACAUUAACUAAUACCUUUGUGAUAUGUAUUAAGAGUGAGCCCUCCAAUGUUAGUUGAACAAUAACAGACACCUUGAAGUUGUAAAAGAUCACACUUAAAAUAUGGAGCAGGAGUUAAGAUGAUAAAACUCACAUAUAAAAUGAUAAACUGCUCAACCAACACGUGAGGUCCAGAUGGGAGAAGAUAAGAAUAUAUAAUGCUCUUGAAGAAGCAGUGGAAUUGACGAUUUUGUGGAAAAUUUAACGGGGAUACACUUGAACUUUCUCCCUGGAAGGGGCUUCUUGCACUAUUCACUCAUGUUGAAGCAUGAGACCGUGUUGAAGCAGAACAAGAUCUGCUUCCAGAAAGUUUUCUCCACCAAACUCUUGAUACUCUAUGAUGAGAAGUUGCAGUUGUAGCAGACUGGAGGAGGCGACUAUCAACCA